GUAUUUUUCUGAUAUAAAAUUGAUAUUGAUAAGUUCUUUCAAGCGAUUUCUGAAAGAUAGAUGCAUUUUUGCUUCCUUUUCGAUAGAAAACUUUGCGAUUCUUCGGUUAGUUGAAUCAUAUUUUGUAGAAAUGUCGAAGGCCCUUAGUAAGAGGUCCAAAUGGAGUUUGGAUUGCACCAAAAAUGUAGUUAAAACUACGGAUAAUUUACCAGCACCCCCUGCUUAUAACCUUUCAAAUAUUCCAUCUAGCAAUGAAGUGACAAAGAAAGCAGAUAUAAGUCGAUUAAUCACUAAGAAAUCUUGGGAUAUCGCACUAGCACCAAUUAAGCAGGUUCCAAUGAAUUUGUUUAUUAUGUAUAUGGCAGGAAAUUCAAUAUCUAUAUUUCCAAUAAUGAUGGUGGGAAUGUUGCUACUCCGACCUAUACAAGCCAUUUGGGCUACAAAAAGUACCUUCAAAGUAAUUGAAACCAGUGCUGUUGGCCAAAUGAUCAUUUAUAUCUUAGGAAAUUUUGUUAACAUUGGGUUAGCUUUGUAUAAAUGCCAAAGUAUGGGUUUGUUACCAACUCAUUCUAGUGACUGGUUAGCUUUUGUAGAACCUCCAAUAAGACAGGAAUAUCUUGGUGGUGGAUUUAUAUUGGAAUAAGGUUUAGUUAAUAUAUAUCACAUUUAUUAAAUUCAAUGUUUAAUUA
This is a messenger RNA of Coccinella septempunctata (seven-spotted ladybird), 689 nucleotides long. RefSeq names its product ER membrane protein complex subunit 4 (gene EMC4). The record is from RefSeq and is a predicted model, not a curated record. Bases 131 to 643 code for a protein of 170 amino acids. The transcript has 2 exons. Gene Ontology annotation, biological process: protein folding in endoplasmic reticulum. Gene Ontology annotation, cellular component: EMC complex. Lineage: Eukaryota; Metazoa; Arthropoda; Insecta; Coleoptera; Coccinellidae.